UUUAGGAUCGUCAGUAUUGAAGACAGCAUGCCGACGAGAAAUAGGACAACAUCAUGGACCAUUGCGCUUGCCACAGUUUUGGUCUUGCUGGCGCUCAGCUUCAUUGCAAGCAGCAUUCUCGAGAGCCGUCUGGCAACUUUAUAUACGCCUCAACAUCACCAGAUGCAGAUGAGGAUUCCAGGUGAGGCCGAACAAGAAAACAGACAGGCAACAGAAGAUGCAAGAAAUACGUGCAGCCGGCCACGACAGAAAUAUGUCUUCAUUGCGCCGCACAAAGUCGGGGCCUCCACUACCUGCACGAUUUUCCAAAGAUACGCCAUCAGCCGCAAGCUUCCCAUGAUGAUUCCAACCGAGGGGGUCGUCCUGUCCUGGGGCGUCUCUCCCACUGAAGAAGAGUACAUCCACACCCCUGACGAACAGUAUGACGCCCUGAUGAACCACCUGACGUACAAUAAAACCUGGCUACGGUCCAAGUUCCCAGCCAACACAGCCUACAUCUGUAAGAAGUUUGCUGUAUACUAG
Branchiostoma floridae (Florida lancelet) is the source of this 522-nucleotide messenger RNA. RefSeq lists its product as uncharacterized. The transcript has 2 exons. The record is from RefSeq and is a predicted model, not a curated record. Gene Ontology annotation, cellular component: membrane. Gene Ontology annotation, biological process: glycolipid biosynthetic process. Lineage: Eukaryota; Metazoa; Chordata; Leptocardii; Amphioxiformes; Branchiostomatidae. The coding region runs from base 28 to 522 and encodes 164 amino acids. Gene Ontology annotation, molecular function: galactosylceramide sulfotransferase activity.